Messenger RNA from Lotus japonicus, 1014 nucleotides. RefSeq names its product disease resistance-like protein DSC2. The transcript has a single exon. Lineage: Eukaryota; Viridiplantae; Streptophyta; Magnoliopsida; Fabales; Fabaceae. Gene Ontology annotation, molecular function: ADP binding. Gene Ontology annotation, biological process: signal transduction. The record is from RefSeq and is a predicted model, not a curated record. Bases 1 to 1014 code for a protein of 337 amino acids.
AUGGAAGAGUAUGAAAAGAAUUUUCGUAAAGUGAUAUUUCUCACUGUGUAUGAGAAUCAAGAUAUCAAGAGCAUUCGAUUGGGAAUUGCUAGCUCCUUGAACGUGUUUGAAAAUGAUGACAGUGAUGGUGCAAGAAUAGUGAAAAUAAUUUCGGCAUUAGAAAGGAAGGAUAGAACUACUCUAGUCGUCUUGGAUAAUUUUCCAUCAAUGUCUAAAUUGGAAGAAUUAGGUAUUCCUAAUUAUAAGAGCAAACAGUACAAGUUCCUUUUGACCACUCGCCAUGAGACAGACUGCACCUCAAUCAGAUGUGAUCAUUUGAUUCUUCUGAGCCCCUUAUCUAACGAAGAAGCUUUUGCCCUGCUACAAAAACUUUCAGGUGUUGACUCCCAUAUUGAUAUAGUACGAGAUGUUGCUUUUAAAUGCAAUGGCUUGCCGGGUUUGAUUAAAGAUGUUGCAUCUUCCUUGAAAAAUAAGUCUAUUGUGAAGUGGGAAGAAGCAUUAGUUAGUUUAAGCCACUCAACAACCCGCUACCAAAUUUUUAUCAGCUUCAGAAGAAAUGAUACUAGAAAGAUUUUCACAAACCAUCUCUAUGAUGCUUUGUGUAAGGAGGGAUUCGAAACGUUCAAAGAUGAUCAAGCAUUGGAGAGUGGAGCCCCAAUUGAGAAACUUCUUGAAGCCAUUGAAGAAUCAAGGUUUGCAAUUGUUAUUUUAUCAAAAAACUUUGCAGACUCUAAAUGGUGUCUUAAAGAACUUGUCAAGAUUCUUGACUGCCAAAAGAAGAAGAAACAAUUGAUUUUACCAAUUUUUUAUGAAGUGGAACCAACCGACAUAAGACAUCUAAAAAGGAGGUAUGGUGAAGUUAUGGCGGAACAUGAAAACAAGUUAGAAAAAGAUUCUAAGACGGUAAUGGAAUGGACAUUAGCUCUGAGUGAGAUUUCUCAAUUGAAAGGAGAAUAUUUCAACAUUUCCAACUUAAAAGGAGAGCACUACGAGAGGUAUUUCUAUAACUUUUAG